GCUCUAUGUUCAGUCGGAUGAAGAUCUUCCUACUCUUUCCAUCUCUCACUCCUCUAAAACUUUCUCCAAAUUCCUCUCCAAAAAUCAUCUCAAAAACCAAUCAAAAUCACCUACAAAACCCACCUCCUAAAGCUUCUGAAACCACCCCACAACCCAACUUCUGAAAAUAUCCCUUUUGCUCAUCUUUAACCAUUGCUGGAAUUCCCAAACUACCCUUACGGACCCCACUAACCACAACCCAAAUUCCCAAACUGCCCCUACCUGCAGCCCAAUUCUACCAUGGAUCCCAUCAAGAUAGAGAAGCUUCAAGCAAUGCACAGAUACAAGAAAACCCACUUCCUCCAAACCCUAUUCCAGUACUUUCUAACAGCUCUAGUCCUCAGCAUGGGCUUCUCCAAGGCCAUUUGGAUCCCAUCCACCUUAUUUUCAUCCAUGAAGAUCUUCUUCUCCGUCUCUCUGCCGAACAUCGGUGCAUUUAUCAUUGAUCCCAAGUGCUUGUUCAUCGUCUGCAACGUCAUCAUAAUCUUCCUUAUCAGCGAGUCCAAGCUCUCAUGCCCAUCCUCCACCUCUCCGGACAUCUACGACGAGUAUGUUCGGCGGAGCCAGAGCCUUCGAAGGCAGUCCAUCCUUCAGGAGAAGGAAAAGAGAUCGGAGGUAUGCUCAAAUGAAGGAGAUGAGGAAAUUGUCAAACAUGUAAUAGUAGAAGAAGAAGAAGAAGGAAAAGAGAAAGAAGGAGAAGAGAGAGAAGAAGAAGAGAAGAAAGAGAAAGGAGGAGAAGAGAAAGAGGAAGAAGAGAAGAAAGAGAAAGGAGGGGAAGAGAAAGAAGAAGAAGAAGAAGAAGAAAAGAAGAAAGAGGAAGGAGGUGAGGAAUUAGAAGAAGAAGGAGAAGGAGAGAAUGGAACUGAAGCUGAUGAACUAAAAAAAAAGGUUGAAGAUUUCAUUGCAAGGGUGAAAAAGGAAAGGAUGCUUGAAGCCAGUUUGCUUCUUUGUAGUGGCUGAAGAAAUUAAGAAAACAAGAACUAAAAUAAUGGAAUUCAAAUAAAAAGUAACAUUAGAGAUAGAAACCAGGUUUUUUAUUUUUAUUUUAGGUAGGUUUUGAAAAAACAAGUAUAAUAUUAGAUUCUUUUUUCUUCCUUCCUUUCUUUUCUUCUUUGCUCAGUGCAUAUGAGAUCUGUGUACGAACACAAGAAGUUCUAUGUACAUUUAGAGCCUAAGCAAAAAGA
This is a messenger RNA of Magnolia sinica, 1223 nucleotides long. Its product is annotated as protein MNN4-like. The record is from RefSeq and is a predicted model, not a curated record. The coding region runs from base 280 to 999 and encodes 239 amino acids. Lineage: Eukaryota; Viridiplantae; Streptophyta; Magnoliopsida; Magnoliales; Magnoliaceae. The transcript has a single exon.